AUCACCGAGGAGGGUGCAAGGAAUUUAAGAGCUUGGGACUAUGACUUCUGUGGAUAGUUCAUAAACCGUCUGCGUGCUACAUUAUACGCCCAUCCAGCGCUAUUGUUAGAAGUUUUAACGUUACACGCCUUUUCAUCCAUACAGACGGGAACAGAAUGGCAUCGAUUUUGCUCACCAGGUCUCGGACUCCGUUACUGAAAACAUCCAGGUCAUUAAAGAACGAAUUCAGAAAAGGAAAGUUGACCGAGGGAGCAUGUUUUAGUUGCACUGCACUGCGGUUAAUCACAAACAGCAGUCCCGUUGCUCUUGGAGGCAGCGUAUGGCCUCAUGCAUCAUCUGUCCUGUAUCCUGACAAUUUACUGGUGAGUCAGCGGCGCUUGACCAGGUCACCUCGUCUGUACUGUGCCAUCUUAGUACCUGACCGUGUCCUGCCAGGCAACACACACUCCAUUUACAACAGGACAGUUCGUUGGGUGCACACUACUGGCCGUCUCCAUGACGAUUCAAAGGUAGAGCGUUCUUUACGUUUACUGAAGGAUCGGAAUAAAAAGCUUGAGGAGGGUGGACCAGUCUACAGUCCAAUGGUAGAUGCAGAACCUGUACGAAGGACAAUUGGGCAGCGAGUGAUCGAUGAGGUGAAGCACUACUAUCAUGGAUUCCGCCUUUUGUGGAUAGACACAACUAUCGCUGUGCGCAUGCUCUGGAGGGUACUGAACGGAAACAUUCUCUCAAGGAGAGAAAGGAGACAGUUCCUGAGGACUUGUGCAGAUGUCUUCCGGCUUCUCCCCUUUCUGGUUUUUAUCAUCGUUCCAUUUAUGGAAUUUCUGCUUCCCAUUGCAGUGAAGCUUUUCCCUAACAUGCUGCCGUCUACCUUUGAGACACAGUCCAUAAAGGAGGAAAGGCUGAAGAAGGAGCUGAGAGUGAAGUUAGAGAUGGCAAAGUUCUUGCAGGACACAAUCGAGGAAAUUGCACUAAGAAACAAAGCAGCCAAAGGCAAUGUGACCGAGGAGUUCUCCACUUUCUUCCAGAAGAUACGUGACUCCGGAGAGAGACCCAGUAAUGAGCAGAUCUUACGGUUCUCAAAGUUGUUUGAGGAUGAACUGACUUUAGAUAAUCUGACACGGCCACAGCUGGUUGCUCUGUGCAAGCUGCUGGAGCUGCAGUCAAUCGGCACCAACAACUUCCUGCGCUUCCAGCUCAUCAUGAAACUCCGUGCCAUCCGAGCAGAUGACAAGAUGAUAGCAGAGGAGGGAGUGGACAUUCUGAAUGUCAAUGAGCUGCAGUCAGCGUGUCGUGUGAGAGGGAUGAGAGCUCUCGGGGUGACGGAGGAGAGGCUUAGAGAGCAGCUUAAACAGUGGUUGGAGCUUCAUCUGAAUCAGCACAUCCCCACAUCUCUUCUACUGCUGUCCCGAGCCAUGUUCCUGCCAGACACACUGUCCCCUGAAGACCAGCUGAAAACCACACUACAGAACCUGCCCGAGAUAGUGGCUAAAGAGGCACAGGUAAAGGUGGCAGAGCUGGACUUCUCUAAAGUGGAUAAUAAGACCAAGCUGGAGGCCACUCUGCAGGAAGAGGCAGCCAUCCGCGAGGAGCACCGAGAGAGAGAGCUUGAGAGACUGGCUGACGCUGCAGAGAGAGCAAAGGAACAGGCUGCACAGGAGGGUGAGAUGCUGGAGUUGGAUGCAAACCGGCGGGUGGAUGCUGAGCAUGUUCUCUCCAGUGUAGAUGUAGCCAUUCAUUCAGAAACACUACGAGAUACUGCACCAGUAGUGGAGGGUAUUAAGGGUGAAGAGAUCACUAAGGAGGAGAUUGACAUGCUGAGUGAUGCCUGCACCAAACUGAAAGAGCAAAAGAAACUGCUCACCAAAGAGAAGGAGGAACUGGAAGAGCUGAAGGAUGAUGUGCAGGAGUAUAGCGAGGACCUGGAGGAGAUCAAGCGAGAGCUGUCUAAGACUGGACAAGAGAAGGUGGUGGAGGAGUCUAAAGCAAGUAAACGUCUGUCAAAGCGGGUCAACCGUAUGAUUGGCAGGAUUGAUAAUAUCAUCAAUGAGCUGGAGAAGGACAAGUCCGUGCUAGACGGACAGAUGGACAGCAGGACCACACCACCAAUUGGUGUGUUACUGUCCUACAGGGAGAAUCUGAUUAGCAUCAACGAGCUCAUUGCCAUAAUGAGGCAGAUCCAGAGCAUUCCUGAACACAAGCUGCUCAGCUUGGCAGAGGCACUGGAUGAGAACAAGGAUGGCAAGAUUGACAUUGAUGAUGUCAUCAAGGUGGUAGAGCUGAUCGAUAAGGAGGACAUCGAUAUCUCCACCAGCCAGGUUGCAGAGUUCAUGGUCAUGCUGCAGAAGGAAGAGAAGUUGGUGGAGAAGGAGAAGGCUGAAAAGGAGCAGGCAGCUAAAAUCCAAAACUAGACCUAAAACUGAGAGCAAUAUGUAGGGAAUGGAAAAGAACAUUAAUGUGUUAAUAUGUUUCAGAAUGAGGCUGAAGCUAAGGCUGACCUCCUCUGUAUUCAGUAAAUAAUAUAUAGUGUUUUUCUUUUUGGUUUGUUCAGAGAGAAAAGCACUUUUUAGAAGGGAAGACAGAUUACCCUGAGUGUUUUGUUUUACACGCAUAAAUUAGAAACAAAUGUUGCUUUGUUCAUAGAAUGACUGAAUGACUGAAUUGAAGAGAUAAUUAUUUAUUAGAAAACAAAGGAUAAUUCAGAGAAUAAUUUUAGAGGACUAUUUGUUGACUUUGUUUUUGAAAAGACCCUUAAGAAACAACAAAAAAUAAUUAAUAUAAAAAAAAGACACUAUUGUUCUCAUUUUACCCCGUUCAUCAAUUGGCAGUGAUGUAAUUUCCUGUGCAUAUUACAUCACCCGUCACCAUCAUUCCACUUCUCACUUAGAUUUAUUCAGUUUUGUCUUUUUUUUAAUUUAUUUUUUAUUCAUUUUCAUCACAUUUAUGUUUAUUUAAUAACCAAAGAGAAAUUGUUGCAGAGGUUAUGCUUCAUUUAUACUCGUAAAUACACAUUUAUGUGCACCUUUUAUGGCUAGGUUGAGGUAAUAUUGGGCUGUAUUCCUAAAGCACUUAAGUUUUAUUCAGGGCUGAAGCUUUUGUACCGACCUGAAGACAGUGAAGGACUAAUCGAUAUGUCAGAUUUGUAGUUUUGAUUUGUAGGAUUGAUUUCAGUGUCAUACCAGAUUUAUAUUGUGGCCUUAGUAAUAAAAAACAAAAUAAUAAUACAAGUGCCCAAAAUAAUCUCAAGGCAUUAAAAAAAAUUCAUAGACAAAAUAUUUAGCAAUUAUCGUCUGUCUUAACUGCUAUAAACUGGCUUUUAGCUGAUGUGUGUUUGGAAAAGAUUGAACUUUAGCCAAUGUGGGGUAUGCUUAGCCCAUCUCCUGCAAGAAGAUGCCAGUCUGGACACAGUAAGAAUAUGCCUUGAAUAAUCUUUAACUCCUUACAUGGAGAUUAUACGAGUGGUGGUAGUGUUCCCAUGUGGACAUACACACUGUUCCAGCUGAGCAUCUACAUAAACUGGAAUGUGUUGAUCAGCAUGAGAACCACAUGCUCACUGUUUUGAUGGCCUGUGUCUGGUAGCGUAGUUUCACUGGGCACACAAGGCAGAGAAUACAUCUCACGUAAACCUAAACAUGUCACGCAGAGGGACCAGCAUAACCUCGGAAACACUGUUCCUGUGCUGUGUCUCAGACAGAGAGAUGGACAAUCUAGCUGUCUGAGUCUAGGCGCCUGUUUAACAAUUUGUCCCUUAACUUACCUAGGGCACCCUUCAAGAGAGAGUUGAUAGUUCACCCAAAAAAAGUCUGUCAAAAAAUGAAAAGUCUGUAAUCAUUUUACUCACCCUCCUGUUGUUUUAAAGCCCUAUGACUUCCUUAGUCACCAUUUUUCUUUCAUAGUAGUGUAAAAAGUUACAAUGGAAGUUAAUGGUGACUGAGGCUAACAUUUUGCUUUUAACAUCUAACAUCAGGCUAACAUCUCUUUUUGUGUUCCACGGAAGAAAACGUAAGUUUUACAGGUUUGGAACAAACUGAGGGUGAGUGAAUUAUGACAGAAUUUUCAUUUAUGGUGAACUAUCCCUUUAACUACAGUAAAGGCUGUGUGUAUAUUUGAAUCUUGACGAUGGCAUUUAGGUCUUAAACUAUAGUCAAUUAUUAGUAUUACUAUAGUGUAUGAUAAUCUAUGUUUGUGUUUAAAGAGCGGAGAAUAUGAUGCUGAUGUAUAAUUGCACUAUAAAUUAUUCUGAGCUUUAUUUUAUCCAUUUUGGGGUGUUCAUUAGACUCAGGAAGAUGCAUGUUAUGUCUGUAUGUGCACAUUGAGAGAUAUUUGAGGAGUCGCACACUUGAAUUUUUACAAUGGUAGAUGGGAGGAAGUGUGAAUGUUGUAGAAAUGUAUAAAGGUAUUUUGCUAACGCUUUUUUUUUUUUUUAUAUAUAUGAAAAUUUUAAAUGAGCUGUCAGAUUAAUUAAUAAAAGAAAGUGCAGGUGCACAUAAAACUGACCAUAGAUGGAAAGGCUAAAAAAAUAGUGAAACAUUAAUUACUACAGGAAUUAACUAAUUUAAAACUUAACUAAAAUAAUUUGGAACAAAGAUCAUUUGUGCUCCCCUUUAAAGUCCUGUAAAUGUUGUCCUUCCUAGUAUUCUGACCAUCCUGCAUUUGUUAGGAGGUCUGUUGUUUUUUUUUUUUUAAUUCUCCAAGAGAACAAGUCUACAUUACAUUAGUACUGUUACGCUAGUUAAAUUAUAGACUGAAAAUGGAUAAAAAGAGUGACAUGCAAAAGAAAUGUUAUUGAAAUCAUUAAGAUGCAACAUAAUAUAAUAAUUUACGUACAAUAUAUGUAAAUGCACAUACAUCAAAGUGGUUCCAGAGUUGUGAAUAAAACCAGACUGAUCUAAGAAAAGUUGUUAAUAAUAUAUUUUUUUGUCUUCUAUUAUUGACACACAUCCAUGUGCAUUGCCCAUAAUUUCAUAUACAGUCACUAUAACUUUUCAUUUUUAUUCUUAUUUGUGAUUAUUCAUUUUAUUUUCUCUUUUAUUACUUUUCUCUCCCCUGCUGCACUGUCCAUCCAUUACUGAGUGCAUGGAAUCAGAUCCCAGUGAUCUUCUUCACUGUAAUGGAUAGACUAUUUAUUUGACUUGUUACUGCCGACAGCUUUAUGGUAUUUUUUAUUUUUUUUCUUCACAAAGAAAAAGUUCAAAGACAGUGCCUACUUGAGAAGGAGAAAAUAGGACAGUAUCAAAUAGUAUGGGAGAAAGGGGAGUCUUUCGAGAUUUUCAAGCACUUAAAUUUAACUUGAUUAUGAGAUUUAAAAGGCACAGAAAUGAAUGAAGUCCAGUUUGAAUGCACUCUGUUGUUACACAAAUUCUUUAGUGUAAAAAGAGAAAUAUUUUUAUAGGAAAUGCUUAAAAUGAUUUCUAAUGCUAUACCUGCACUAUGACUUUCUGGAUUAACAAAUUGAGUACUGAAAGCUACAGUAUUAGAAGCUCUGAAAAAGUACCAAUCAGAUUCUGAAUACAGUUAGAAAACCUGCCUUUAUCAGCCUGCCUAUAUUCAGGCUUAAAAUCAAAGUUUUCUAUAUCUAAUAUUGAUCUUAAUCCGAAAUGAAAACGACACCCUAUUCUGUUAUAGUGCAUCAAAGCUUUUGACAUAUUGUCUGUUUCAAAACAGUGUUGAGAUCUUCUCGUUGGAGUUUGAGUCUAAUUUAUGAAUGUGUAUUUUGGGGUUUGAUAAAGUGUUGAGGUUAUUUGUGUCUGCAGUCAAUUUCUGAGAAUGUUUGUAGAGUGACAAUAUUUGCCUGACCACAUGAGGGUGCUAUAGACUUAGUUAAUCAAGUCGAUUGUCAACAUAGUUAUAACAUCCCUUUUUGUUAUUCUGCAAUGUAUGACAACAAUGUAUAUGUAGUUCAUGAAGUCAACCUUGUAUUGGUUGCAUCAUAUAAAUGCUGAUUCUCAAAUAUUAUGUACAUUCAUAGCAGUAUAUCAUCAAAUCUGACAACAUUCACUACUGUUACAUGCAAGCACAGGUUGAUAUACACCACCGCUGCAGAAAAGAGACAAAUACCAGCCUAGCUUCUAAUCAUAGUGUCUUAAACUCAAACAAUCUGAAACCCAGACUAAAAAAUGAAUUGAAAUUAGGCUGUUUACAAGAAUAACCUGUGCAGACUUGAAAUGGGCUGAAUGACAGGUCGGAGAGUCAUAGUAAAUAAUUUAGCCCUGUAAGUAAGCCAUGAUGUGGGCUGGUAGGAGGACACUGGUCUGACAUCUGAAGUUAAACAGCUCCAAGUCUACCUGUAAAACUGAACUUCUCUGGCCGACAUCUCUGAGAGUUUAUACUUUAGGUGCAGUGCAGCGUGGUUAGAUGGAGAAAGAUUGCAUUUAAUGUAUAUAGUGUACAUUGUUUUGGGUCACUUUUAUAGCCUUGACAGUGCUGAGAGCAGUCUAAAAGAAAUGAAUGGUGCAUGCUUUAUUACUGUUUAGUUCAGUAGACCGUAGACACUGAGUGCUUGCUUAGAAAGGAUUCUUGGAGUUCUCAGAUUCUUCUGCUCUUUCUGCUUACAUAUUUUCCCACACUUUUUUGUACCUGUGAAAUAUGUGAGCAGACAGGGAGAGCUUGUUUAAGCUGCAGUAUAGCCUAUUCAGUGUUUUGCAAUAAGCUGUUGGUAAUAUGUUCAUAAUCAUAUACACUUGUAGCUUUGUGGUGGGCACUAUU
Molecule: messenger RNA, 6705 nt
Organism: Xyrauchen texanus (razorback sucker)
Lineage: Eukaryota; Metazoa; Chordata; Actinopteri; Cypriniformes; Catostomidae
Product: mitochondrial proton/calcium exchanger protein-like
Exons: 14
Coding region: 156-2411 (751 amino acids)
Biological process (GO): intracellular monoatomic cation homeostasis
Cellular component (GO): mitochondrial inner membrane
Molecular function (GO): calcium ion binding; ribosome binding
Source: RefSeq, a predicted model, not a curated record